AUGGGCAUUCAUUUGAGGCCUCUGUUGAUAUUUGCAGGAUUUAUUCUGGUCCUGCAGUUAUGCCUUACGGUUGAGGCCAGGCCUAAGGAAAACGGCGAUGGUGAUGGCGGUGACGAUGACGACGAUUCCUCGUCGGAGGAGACCGUCGAGGAUUCGGAGGAGGCGCAACGACGUCGUCGCGAUGCCGGCGCCAACAAUUCGAUGGGAGAACGUGCUGGCAUUCCGGGCCUGCCCGAUCCCGCCACCAUUAUCAAGAUAGCCCAACUCUUUCAGUCCGUCGGCGAGCAGAUUGUCCCUAUUCUCCUAGAGGCAGUGCUUCCGGGCAGCGAUCCCGCCGGGGUGCGCUCCGUUCGCGAUUUGCCGCUGCUCAAGAAUCUUAGGCGCACUUUCGAAAUGUAUUCCGAUGAGUUGCAGCUGAAUGACAAUUAAUCCAUCUAUCGAAUUAAACACAUUGUGCACUUUA
This is a messenger RNA of Drosophila grimshawi, 463 nucleotides long. RefSeq names its product antennal-specific protein OS-C (gene Os-C). NCBI's taxonomy places the organism in Eukaryota, Metazoa, Arthropoda, Insecta, Diptera, Drosophilidae. The record is from RefSeq and is a predicted model, not a curated record. The coding region runs from base 1 to 429 and encodes 142 amino acids. The transcript has 2 exons.